ACUUUCCGAUUUCUUCUUCCCUCGCCACCCUUACGUUCCUGCUGUACCCGGAAGUGGUUCUGUGAUGCGAGGCUGUUCAGACUAGACCGUCAGGAAAAGACUAAAGAUUAGAUUAUAGGAAAAAAAUAAGCCAUGUUUCGAAGGCCUGUGUUACAGGUACUUCAACAGUUUGUAAGACAUGAGUCUGAAAUAGCUAACAGCUUAAUUCUUGAGAGAUCUCUGAAUCGUGUCCAGUUACUUGGGCGAGUGGGUCAGGACCCUGUCAUGAGACAGGUGGAAGGAAAAAACCCAGUCACGAUAUUUUCUCUAGCAACAAAUGAGAUGUGGCGAUCAGGGGAAAAUGAAACAUACCAAAUGGGCGAUAUCAGUCAAAAGACAACAUGGCACAGAAUUUCAGUAUUCCGACCAGGCCUCAGAGAUGUGGCUUAUCAGUAUGUGAAAAAGGGGUCUCGAAUCUUUGUGGAAGGGAAAGUAGACUACGGAGAAUACACGGAUAAAAAUAAUGUGAGGCGACAAGCAACAACAAUCAUAGCUGAUAACAUUAUAUUUCUGACCGACCAGACAAAAGAGAAGGCAUAGAGUGGAUUCUUUGGCCAUUGUUUGAUAUGGUAAGAUGAAGGAUGCGGAGACAACUGCCUUUGAAAGAAGAGUGUAUUACUUACAGUUCUCAAGAGGAGGGCACACGCCACGCCAUGCAGGACCACACCAAGCCCUGCGGGAGCACGUGGGGAAGCACCGGGGUAGGUCAGGAGGAAGAGGGAGCAAGGGGAAUGUGUAGGCCAGAGCGUUUGCAGUGGUUUUUAGGGGGAAGGACAGAUGAGGCAGGUUUGGCAAGCUGAGAAAGUUUAGGAUUGGACAGUUCGAAUAAUUUUCAGCAGCCUCUGGGCAAUAGGGGGUGGUCCCUAGUUGUCAGGUACCUGGCCCUUGGUUGAUUUUGGGCAGAGGAAUAGUGUCCUGCACUGCAUGAACCUGAUAAAAGGAGGUUAAUGGGGGUAUGGGUUCAUAAUUGUUUGGUUUACAUAUCAAAGGCAUGCUCAUGGGCAAGAGUUAGCUAAUGUUGGAAGGGGAGAAGUCCCUCCCAGGGUCUGCCAGGCCCUAAGAUGUCCAAACAUUAAAACACAGAAAAUAAGAAACAUGAUUAAUUUACUGCCCAAUAUCCAUUAUCCCUUCUACUUUUAGAGAGCCUGUAUUUUAUUGGAGGUGACUACACAGCUGAAAUACUGCAUUCUUGUUCCCCUUUGCAGUUAGGGCUGUUAGGGGGAUAUAAGCAGAAAUCACUUAGUGGUGCUUCCAGGAAAGUUCCUUCUAUGAGCUAACUGUUGGGAGGCUCGUCCUGUGUGCUUCUCCAGACCCUCAUCUGGCUUUUUCUUGUCUGAAAUGUGGACAUAAUAGCUGAGUCUCCAGUAGCCAUCUCGGACCAUGAGAUGAUCUUCAGGAUGGAAGACAGGAGAAUCUGGGAUCUGUGAUGACCAUGGAACUGUCACACCGGUUCUGGACAGUCUACCUCUGGACUUCUUUGGGAGACACAAAUAAAUCUGUACUUUGUUUAA
Manis javanica (Malayan pangolin) is the source of this 1550-nucleotide messenger RNA. The record is from RefSeq and is a predicted model, not a curated record. Lineage: Eukaryota; Metazoa; Chordata; Mammalia; Pholidota; Manidae.